CCUGUUGCUUUGCGCGGCCGCGUCUUCGCGAAGGUCCUGUGCACCGCUGUUCUCGGGGCCUUUCCUGUGUGCGCCCUGGGCCCAGCUGCUACCAUGAGCCGGCCUAGCCGGCUGCAGAGGCAAGUUCUGAGCUUGUACCGCGAGCUGCUGCGCGCCGGGCGCGGGAAGCCCGGUGCCGAGGCGCGAGUGCGCGCGGAGUUUCGGCAGCAUGCCUCCCUGCCGCGCUCCGACGUGCUGCGUAUCGAGUACCUGUACCGCCGCGGGCGGCGCCAGCUGCAGCUGCUGCGCUCGGGCCACGCCACUGCCUUGGGUGAGUUCGUGCGCCCGCGGGGUCCAGCCGAGGAGUCCGGCGCGGGGGCCGCAGGGACCCAGCCUGACAAUGUCAGUGGUCCGAGGAAUCCCCUCGACGGCAUGGGGUCACCAGAGACCUCUCCCAUGGACGGUGACCGGACGAGGAGUUUACCCGGUAGCGCAGGGGAACCGGGGGCCCGCCUGACUGCGGGGGGGGAUCGGGGAACCUGUCUGAUGAAACGUGAGAAGUCUUAAGAUCAGCUCAAUGGAUUGGGGGAUCGGAGAGCCCUCCUAGCGACGUGGAGCCCCAGAGACCCCCGUGAUAGAUGGUGACAGUUGACCGACCUUGUGUGAUCCGUGAUAACAGAUCGAACUCUCAUGAGGGUUUGGAGCGGCUUUGUUGCCGGCUGGCUGAACUGUGUCAAGCAGAGAGCUACUUACCCGAAAGCUUGGGGAGCCAAGACGCCUGCCAUCGGACAGAAAGGGACAUCCUUCUAUUUACCCGUGGCUCCCCUCUCCUGUAUUUAACUCUGAGAAGAGCAGAUUUUUUGCUGAGAAGUUUGGGAAGAUACCCUGAUGGAUGGUGAGAAGCCCUAAAUCCCCUUUGGAAAACUUUCUUCCCGUUAAUUGUGGCAAACUAGGACCUGUGGGGAAAGGGCUGGGUUAUCUUACCCCAUUUGAUCAACUGAAGACCCCUUAAGACAACCUAUACUUGAUGGUUCUGAGGGGGAACCCUGCCUCCUGGGCCCUUCUCUCAGGACUGUUGAAUAAAAGGAAUAAAAUUGGAGAUGUGAUUACUUCCCUCUUA
Messenger RNA from Hyaena hyaena (striped hyena), 1099 nucleotides. RefSeq names its product succinate dehydrogenase complex assembly factor 1 (gene SDHAF1). Gene Ontology annotation, biological process: mitochondrial respiratory chain complex II assembly. Lineage: Eukaryota; Metazoa; Chordata; Mammalia; Carnivora; Hyaenidae. The coding region runs from base 94 to 546 and encodes 150 amino acids. Gene Ontology annotation, cellular component: mitochondrion. The transcript has a single exon. The record is from RefSeq and is a predicted model, not a curated record.